Molecule: messenger RNA, 1002 nt
Organism: Alternaria ethzedia
Lineage: Eukaryota; Fungi; Ascomycota; Dothideomycetes; Pleosporales; Pleosporaceae
Exons: 3
Coding region: 1-1002 (333 amino acids)
Biological process (GO): cellular response to oxidative stress
Cellular component (GO): cytoplasm
Molecular function (GO): quinone reductase (NADPH) activity; zinc ion binding
Source: RefSeq, a predicted model, not a curated record
AUGUCUUCACUCCCAAAGACUAUGAAGGCCGUGUACAUCGAGAAGACCGGUGGAACGGAAGUCCUGCAGUACAAGACUGAUGUACCGGUUCCAGAGCCCAAGGAAGGCGAGGUCCUGGUCAAGAACGAGUUCAUCGGCAUCAACUACAUCGACACCUACUUCCGCUCUGGUGUAUACAAGCCACCGCAGUUCCCGUAUGUUCUCGGUCGGGAAGGCGCUGGAACCGUCGCUUCCGUCGGACCCAACGCACCUUCUGAUCUCAAACCGGGUGCGCGCGUAGCCUACAUGGCGCAAUCCGCGUACGCAGAGUAUACUGCUGCACCAGCGAACUACACAAUUCCGCUCCCUGAUUCCAUCUCCACCAAGACAGCCGCUGCCUCGCUCCUCCAGGCACUAACCGCCGUGACCUUGAUCCGUGAUGCUUACGAAGUUAAGGAAGGCGACUGGAUUCUCGUUACCGCUGCAGCUGGUGGCGUAGGUUUAUGGCUGUGCCAGUUGCUGAAGGCUGUCGGCGCAAGAGUCAUCGCUACAGCUAGCACAGAAGAGAAGAGGAAUCUGGCAAAGCAGAACGGCGCAGAGGUGCUACUGGAAUACCACGAGGACAACCGAGACGUUUUCGUGAAGAAAGUCCUAGAGACUACUGGGGGCGAGGGUGUGCAUGCAGUCUUCGACUCUGUGGGCAAGUCCACCUUUGACAGCUCGUUGUCUGUCGUAAGGAGGAAGGGUACGAUGUGCUCGUUUGGAAACGCAUCGGGACCAGUUGAGGGUUUCGCUCUUGCUCGCUUGUCAGCAAAGAACGUGAAGCUUGUCCGCCCUACGCUAUUUAACUACAUCGCCACUCGCGAAGAACUGCAGACGGCGGCAAAGGAACUGUGGAACUUCAUCGAGAAGGACGGACUAAAUGUCAAGAUUCACGACGUGUAUCCGUUGAGCGAGAUUGUGCGUGCGACCCAGGACAUCGAGAGCAGGAAGACAACUGGAAAACUGGUGUUGACACCGUAA